GUCAGCAAAGCAAAACAUCGAGGCUGGGAUUCAGAAACCCUUAUCGUUGCCCUCCAUUACAUUGGUUAGGUCACGAAACGUUGGAAUAUUUUCUUGCCUUUUUCAGCGUUUGUCGUUUUUCUUUUAACAGAAUCAUUUUUAAAGCAUGUAAGAUUGUCGCCUGUGAGGAAAAUGACUGUUGCUGUCCUCACUUUCAUCGCUUUUUUAACCGUUUUCCAUUGCAAUGCAGAUAACCUUCCUCCACCGGAAGAAUUUCACUAUGAGUGGACUAACCCCAUCACUCUGAAACUGAUUUGGAAGGAGCCCAGAAAUCCACCAGAUAGCUGUGAGAUCCUAUAUGAGGUCAAAUCUUUACUGGAUAACUCGACCAAGCGUACACCGGAGACAUAUUUGGUAUACACCUGUCCUAGAGAAAAUCUGAACAUUGAUCACUGGACUUACACCAUUACUGCUGUGGGCACUAAAAACUGUAGUGCUUGGAAGAGCAUUACACCUGUGACUGUAAAUGUGAGCAGUCAGAUGCCACAAGUUGACCUUGUGAAGGACUUCAGAUGUGCCAUUGAUCAGGAUGGAAUAAACUGCUCUUGGAUCCCUGUACAAGUGUUACAGAACCUGUCCUACUGUAGCUGCAGUUCUUCCGUCUGUGAACCGGUGUGCAAUCAACCCUACAGCAUUGAAAACAGGACAGGCUGUGACAUUGACACUGAUUCACCUCUAAGUGGCUGUUAUUUCGAAGUGAGAAGUGCAAGUGAAGUCACCAUUGUGAAACCUCACAUUGAAUUGCAUAUACCAGAGCUGAAUGUCACAGAAGAAGGACAUAAGCUCAAACUGACCUGGACUGCAAAAGACGUUGGAAGAGAUUGUCGGUUUUUUGUGUUGUGCUACACAGAGUGCGAUAGGAACGAAGAAGGCCUUAACAUCACAGGGGUGACCUACGAAAUGUUUUACAACCAAAGAUGCCAAUACACCUUUCGUACCAGAGUCUUGACUAAUUCAUUUUGUCCACCAUACGCCAGCAAGUGGAGCACAGCUGUCACAUAUGGGAUCAACAAGCUUCCGGACAGAACUCUGACUGUAGUUACCAUCAUCAUCCCUAUCAUUCUGUUUGUCAGCGUCAUUCUGUCCUGCUACUGCUUCAAGAAGCACAGUGAGAUACUUUGCCCCAACACACCAGACCCAUCAGCCAUAUUCAAGGAACUUAUGGAACUUAACGGAAACAAAGAAUAUAAGUCAGAAGCAAAGAGACUGUACAGGCCAAUGCCAGAAGUCAUUGAAAAAUGCAAAAUUUCCAUCAUCGCUGACAACAGCGAUAACAAGGUUUACUGACAUUCCAGCUUUGGAGCAAUGUUCUGCCAUUGAAACAUUCCUGCAGAAUGUUUACUCUUUGGUGCAUUAACACCAGACUGAACUAAUUAGGGUAUGGCAGGAAAAACUCCAUGUCUGUAACUGAAGUUAACUGGACUCCAUCAACCCCAAAAUAAGGAAUAAAGCACUUGGCUUUGUGACUUUACAUGGCUGUGAUGGGGUGGACUGCUGGGCCGUCUGUGGACUGAUGGGUUUGGUGCCCGUUUCCCGUGUGACCUUGAAAAGGCUUAUGCAGUAGAAGAUGAGUAAAUUAAUGUCUUUUUGUGAAAAAGUGAAUUACCUCAUUUUGACUCAUUGUAUGGCAUUGGCGGGUUAGCGCUGCUCCUGUGUUGUUGUUAUCUUCUUUAACAGUCUGAUGUCUGCUGUGGUCCCUCAUGAUCAGAUUAACGGGCUGGGGCUGUUUCGACGCACCACUGUCUUUGUCUUCUGGACUUGCAUACCUAUGUAUACCUACAACUGCUUACUCACAAAAGUGACUGUGAUGUUGCCUGAAAAGUGUAACCGACGAUGUUCAUUAUUUUGACUUAAAUACACAUUUUUUAUAUAAUAAAGUAAAACUGACACCUU
This is a messenger RNA of Cynoglossus semilaevis (tongue sole), 1932 nucleotides long. RefSeq lists its product as uncharacterized. Bases 172 to 1326 code for a protein of 384 amino acids. The transcript is spliced from 10 exons. The record is from RefSeq and is a predicted model, not a curated record. NCBI's taxonomy places the organism in Eukaryota, Metazoa, Chordata, Actinopteri, Pleuronectiformes, Cynoglossidae. Gene Ontology annotation, molecular function: protein binding.